UUGGAGGGUGGGGGGCGGGGGGCCUCAAGCUCUUUUCGUUGCGGAAAGUCUUUGAAGUAAGGGAUCUAGAAGAGUGACCCUAGGCGACCAGGGCAGGCGUCUGCUGCUUGGUGACGCUGCUAUUCCGGGAAAGUGGAGGCAGAGGGCGCGGCCUUGGCCCGGCAGCCACUCGCUGAAGCCCCUGGCAGGGGUUCGCCAAGCUGUCCUGCCGGGUCCUUCCCAUCCCCGCCGCCGCCGUGACAGCUGGGGGUCUAGGGAGCCGACUGGAGGAGACCCGCGCAUUGUCUGCGCGCGAUGGGGACGUGGGCGUGCCGGCUGCCUUCACCUCCUCCCGGACCCGGCAAUUGUAUUGUGUGGGGAGGAGCCGGCCGAAAAGCCCUGGGAGGGCUUAAAACGCCAGAAAGUUCGCGGGCCGCUGGCCACCAACCUUCAGCCCUGGCGGCCCACGCCCUGAGCCCACUUCGGAGGAGGUGCUGUCUACGGAUCUGCAUUAGAAUUUAGGAUCCUGGAAGCCCCUUCCCCCACCCCCAGGUUUCAAUGCUAGAGGAGGGAUUCCGAAGCCUGCCUUUCCCGGGUCUCCUGAGCUCACUGCCGGGAAGCUGCUGUCUGCGUGUCCUGGAACUUAAAUUGUGUCAAGUUGUGAGUUGAGUGCCACCCCCCUCUGGAGAGAAGCAGGGAGGAGACCAGGACCCCGGGCACCCUGCACCUCUGCUUCCAGGCUGGGUGGGUGAAGACGGGGUCUGCAGCCAGAAUCUACAGCCUAUUGAUGAAGCAUCUUCUUCCGUGACCAAAGCUCCAAGGUCAGGGACACUGUAAAUGGCUCGACUCCCUGCCGGCAUCCGCUUCAUCGUCUCCUUCUCCAGGGAUCAGUGGUACAGGGCCUUCAUUUUCGUCCUGACGUUUCUGCUGUACGCCAGUUUCCACUUAUCCCGAAAGCCCAUCAGCAUAGUGAAGGGUGAGCUGCAUAAGCACUGUGCUGGGGGUGAGGCUGAGCCCAGCUUCAGUGGCCAGAGCAGCGGCGCCAGCCACAGGCCCCCUCGCCAGCUCCCGGACAACGAGACCGACUGCGGCUGGGCCCCGUUUGAUAAGAACAACUAUCAGCAGCUGCUCGGGGCCCUGGACUACUCCUUCCUGUGCGCCUAUGCUAUUGGGAUGUACCUGAGUGGCAUAAUCGGGGAGCGCCUGCCCAUCAGGUACUACCUGACGUUCGGGAUGCUGGCCAGCGGGGCCUUCACCUCCCUGUUUGGGUUGGGAUACUUCUACAACAUCCACAGUUUCGGAUUCUACGUGGUCACGCAGAUCCUCAACGGACUGGUGCAGACCACCGGCUGGCCCAGCGUUGUCACCUGCCUCAGCAACUGGUUUGGGAAAGGAAGGCGAGGGCUGAUCAUGGGCGUCUGGAACUCCCACACCUCGGUGGGCAACAUUCUGGGCUCCUUGAUUGCUGGCUACUGGGUGUCCACGUGCUGGGGCCUGUCCUUCAUCGUGCCUGGGGCCAUCGUGGCAGCCAUGGGGAUAGUGUGCUUCCUCUUCCUCAUUGAGCAUCCGAAGGACAUCAGAUGCUCCUCCACCCUGUCCAUGCACUCCAAAGGCUACGAGAGCACAGUGGACAGGUUCAGACUCCACAGGCCAGCCCUGCACGGCGAGAAGAGCCGGCCUCUGACCCUCACCCAGGACCCAGAGAUGCAGUGCCUACUGCUGGCUGACGGGAAGAGUUCCAUCUGCCCGAGCCACGUCGUCGUCCUGCCAGGGGACAGCGGGAACAGCAUGACCGCCAUCAGCUUCACGGGGGCCUUGAGAAUCCCGGGGGUGAUCGAGUUCUCUCUGUGCUUGCUCUUCGCCAAGCUGGUCAGCUACACUUUCCUCUUUUGGCUCCCGCUGUACAUCACCAGCGUGGACCACCUCGAUGCCAAGAAAGCCGGCGAGCUCUCCACCUUGUUCGACGUGGGCGGGAUCUUCGGUGGGAUUCUGGCGGGUGUCAUCUCGGACCGGCUGGAGAAGCGGGCCUCCACCUGCGGCCUGAUGCUGCUGCUCGCGGCCCCCACGCUCUACGUCUUCUCCUCCGUCAGCAAGAUGGGCCUGGAGGCCACCGUAGCCAUGCUGCUCCUCAGCGGGGCCCUGGUCAGCGGGCCCUACGCACUCAUCACCACUGCCGUCUCCGCCGACCUGGGCACUCACAAGAGUCUGAAAGGGAACGCACAUGCCCUGUCCACCGUGACGGCCAUCAUCGACGGCACCGGGUCUGUAGGAGCAGCCCUGGGCCCCCUGCUGGCGGGGCUCAUCUCCCCCUCGGGAUGGAGCAACGUGUUCUACAUGCUGAUGUUCGCAGACGCCUGUGCCUUACUGUUCCUGAUCCGCCUCAUACACAAGGAGCUGAGCUGCCCGGGGCCCACGGCAGGGGGCCAAGCUCCGCUGAAGGAACACUGACCCCGGAGUCCCGUGCGGGAAGGGCUGAGCCCGUCCUUCACAACUGUGUUUGGAGAGAAAGCGAAGAAGGAUCCUGCCCGGGUGGCUCGCCCUUGCCUUUGGCACAUGCUCCUGGAAAGGCCCGAGGGCAGACUUG
This is a messenger RNA of Ictidomys tridecemlineatus (thirteen-lined ground squirrel), 2563 nucleotides long. The record is from RefSeq and is a predicted model, not a curated record. NCBI's taxonomy places the organism in Eukaryota, Metazoa, Chordata, Mammalia, Rodentia, Sciuridae.